This is a messenger RNA of Dendrobium catenatum, 701 nucleotides long. RefSeq names its product serine/threonine-protein phosphatase PP2A-1 catalytic subunit. The transcript has 2 exons. NCBI's taxonomy places the organism in Eukaryota, Viridiplantae, Streptophyta, Magnoliopsida, Asparagales, Orchidaceae. Gene Ontology annotation, molecular function: protein serine/threonine phosphatase activity. Bases 302 to 673 code for a protein of 123 amino acids. Gene Ontology annotation, cellular component: cytosol. Gene Ontology annotation, biological process: mitotic cell cycle; peptidyl-serine dephosphorylation. The record is from RefSeq and is a predicted model, not a curated record.
ACAUGGUAAUUUGGCUAGAGGCGGAGCUGAUAAUUUCCCGUGUGCAAGACUACAAGUCGAUUUUUGCUCUCUCCGGCAGAGCGGAAAUGGUCGACCCGAGGGCUAAGCGGUGAACACAGAGCGCAGGGGAGAUCGGGAUCGGAUCAUUCUUCCUCUCCUCUCCUGUCCCGCAAACCUAACCCAUAUCUCCAAAUCUCCAAGACGCUGCGAUUCAUGUAAGCUCGGCUGCGGCGGGCGAUCAGACGAUUACCGGAUCGAUUGCCGUCGCCGAUCCGGCCGGCAAGAGACUGGAGUGGGUAAGAUGCCCUCGUAUGCGGAUCUUGACCGCCAGAUCGAGCAGCUUAGGCAAUGCAAGUUUCUGACGGAGGCAGAGGUGAAGGCUCUCUGCGAGAAGGCGAGAGCGGUCCUCAUGGAGGAGUGGAACGUGCAGCCGGUGAAGUGCCCUGUCACCGUCUGUGGGGAUAUCCACGGCCAGUUUUAUGAUUUAAUGGAGCUGUUUAAGAUCGGCGGUGAAGCCCCAGAUACCAACUAUCUCUUCAUGGGAGACUACGUGGACCGUGGUUAUUACUCCGUGGAGACUGUAACACUGCUGGUGGCCUUGAAAGUCCGUUAUAGAGAUAGAAUCACAAUUCUUAGAGGAAAUCAUGAGAGCCGGCAAAUAACUCAAGUGUAAGAUGUUUUCCCUUUUGCUCAUUUAGUUU